Messenger RNA from Pelobates cultripes (western spadefoot toad), 369 nucleotides. The record is from the annotation of a GenBank genome assembly. NCBI's taxonomy places the organism in Eukaryota, Metazoa, Chordata, Amphibia, Anura, Pelobatidae.
AUGGUGGUCCCGUUGGCACCUACCUUACCUCAGCCUACUCAACAAAGAUCUCCUCCCACGCAACGUGGGGGUACCCACAAGGGGGUUCCUAAACGGAAAGCACCUAAGCAACGCAAACUGAGGAAACUGAGAAAGCGCCAGAAGAAGGGAGUCGGAGACCAACGCUCUGUCCAUUCUUGCUGUGGAGCACCAGGGAACUACCUGCACCAAGCGACAAUACCACACUUGCUGGAGAAGCCAUUACAGUUGUCUCUGUGCUGCCUCCAUUACUCACCAGGCUCGGACAUCCUCUCACUGAUUGUGCAUGCGGCCCACCGGCGAGCCGCCAACUUUCUGGACUGUGAUGUAUAUCCAGAGGGCAUAGGCUAA